UCAAUGGUGCAGAGGCUUUUAGCUGUGUGAGACAAUCUGCCUGCGGGUCGCCGCUGACUACUAGACGCUCUAUUUUUAUUUUUCUAAAGAACCUAUUCACUUGCACGGAGAGGUGAUGACAUUCGUUUCGUUCACCUAAGAACGACGUACUGUUACUAAUAGACUGUUUAACACGCACUUGGGAUCGUUUAAAUUGAAUGAACUUGGCAUUUCCACCCAAGAAAUCAAAUCAAUGGAAUGAAUAUGGGAGCUGCACUUCUGCACACCUUUGAGCAGCAGUAUGAUGCAGGCAGGAGUCUGUCUGAGACAGGACACUGAGACAACACUACCAGAGCUCACUGAGCAGCACAGGAUCAGACUGAAAGAAGAGGAACUCAGUGGACUGGAGUCUGUCCACAUGGCAGAGUCAGAGACUGAGUGUACUACACCAGGACUCAACACACUGGAGCCAGAGUGUGUUACAGCACACAGUGGGGUCAGUGCUGUACACCACACUGACUCACCAUUGAUAAAAACAGAACCUGAUCUGGGUCCCACCAACACUGGGGAUCUUAUUAAGACAGAGAGCCUAGACUUUACAGAGCUGGGAUAUGUAACCCAUCUGCAUCCUGACCAAAUCAAAACAGAGACUGAUGAUGAAGGCUACAUUAAGGCCGAACACAUCAGUGUCCUGCAGGACAUUAAAUGUGAUGACAUUAAAUCUGAUGAAGUGAAGUGUGAAUCCAGUGAAAUGGUAGUGAGUGAUCUCAUGAACACUGUGCUUAAUGGAGCUGGUGUUGUUCACAAAGACCAGACUGAACCAUGGCAGUGUGCAGGAGAGUCAAAUCCACACUGCAGGAAACCAGGGAAAGAACAGGACCGUUCCACCCAGCAUGCGAGAUGCCUUAAUGAGCCAUCAGAGUUAAUCCAAGACAAGGGAAACCAUACCGGUGAAAAGCCCCACCAAUGCUCUCAGUGUGGGAAGCGUUUCCUUCAGAAAUCUUAUUUAAACAAACAUCAGAGAAUUCAUACAGGUGAAAAGCCUUACAAAUGUGAUCAGUGUGGGAAGUGUUCCUUCACGAAAACUGAUUUAACCAAACAUCAGAGAAUUCAUACUGGUGAAAAACCUUACAAAUGUGAUCAGUGUGGCAAGUGUUUUUCAGCAAAAUCUGGUUUGAGCAAACAUCAGAGAAUUCAUGCUGGUGAAAAGCCCUUCAAAUGUACUCAGUGUGGGAAGUGUUUUCUUCAGAAAUGUCAAUUCAUUACCCACCAGAGAAUUCAUAUAGGUGAAAAGCCUUACAAUUGUACUCAGUGUGGUAAGUGUUUUGUUCAAAAAAAUCAUUUAAUUGUCCAUCAGAGAAUUCAUACGGGUGAAAAGCCCUACACAUGUACUCAGUGUGGGAAGUGUUUUCUUCAGAAAUGUCAAUUCAUUACUCACCAGAGAAUUCAUAUGGGUGAAAAGCCAUACAAAUGUACUCCGUGUGAAAAGUCUUUUACGAAUUCAUCUGCUUUCAACGUGCACCUGAGAAUUCAUACAAGGGAAAAGCCCUACAAAUGUACUCAGUGUGGGAAGUGUUUUGUUCAAAAAUCUAGUUUAACUGUCCAUCAGAGAAUUCAUACAGGUGAAAAACCCUAUAUAUGUACUCAAUGUGGGAAGUGUUUUCUUCAGAUAUCUCAUUUAAAUAAGCAUCAGAAAAUUCAUACAGGUGAAAAGCCCUACAAAUGUGAUCAGUGUGAGAAGUGUUUUCUUCAGAAAUCUCAUUUAAAUAAGCAUCAGAGAAUUCAUACAGGUGACAAGCCCUACACAUGUGAUCAGUGUGGAAAGUGUUUUUUAAGGAACGGUGAUUUAAACAUCCAUCACAUAAUUCAUACAGGUGAAAAGCCUUACACAUGUACUCAGUGUGGGAAGUGUUUUGUUUGUAAAUCUAAUUUAAGGAGGCACCAGAAAAUUAAAACGGGUAAAAACACCUACAGGUGUUCACUGUGAGAAGGGUUUUAAUAAGAAAUUGUAUUUAUAUAGACAUGAGAAAAUUCAGACAGGUGAAAAGCCCUACAAAUGUGAUCAGUGUGAGAAGUGUUUUCUUCAGAAAUCUCAUUUAAAUAAGCAUCAGAGAAU
Messenger RNA from Conger conger (European conger), 2095 nucleotides. RefSeq names its product zinc finger protein OZF-like. Gene Ontology annotation, molecular function: RNA polymerase II cis-regulatory region sequence-specific DNA binding; DNA-binding transcription factor activity. Gene Ontology annotation, biological process: regulation of transcription by RNA polymerase II. Lineage: Eukaryota; Metazoa; Chordata; Actinopteri; Anguilliformes; Congridae. Bases 281 to 1966 code for a protein of 561 amino acids. The transcript has 2 exons. The record is from RefSeq and is a predicted model, not a curated record.